This is a messenger RNA of Acaulospora colombiana, 169 nucleotides long. NCBI's taxonomy places the organism in Eukaryota, Fungi, Glomeromycota, Glomeromycetes, Diversisporales, Acaulosporaceae. The record is from the annotation of a GenBank genome assembly.
AUGAAUGUUACUUAUAUAGAGUUUAAAUAUUUAGACUCAAAGAGACAUAAUUCAGAGAAGAGACAGGGUCUCGAGGAAGCUAAGCUUCAAGUCCUUGACUUAUCUCAGAUUGAUCGACUGAUAGAUGGCUCUGUCAUAGAUAACUCAUCAGUAAAGUCAACACAUCCAA